Messenger RNA from Myxocyprinus asiaticus (Chinese sucker), 1521 nucleotides. It is a transcript of the gene vegfaa, whose product is annotated as vascular endothelial growth factor Aa. Gene Ontology annotation, cellular component: membrane. Gene Ontology annotation, biological process: induction of positive chemotaxis; positive regulation of angiogenesis; vascular endothelial growth factor signaling pathway. The transcript has 6 exons. Lineage: Eukaryota; Metazoa; Chordata; Actinopteri; Cypriniformes; Catostomidae. Bases 568 to 1131 code for a protein of 187 amino acids. Gene Ontology annotation, molecular function: vascular endothelial growth factor receptor 1 binding; chemoattractant activity; heparin binding. The record is from RefSeq and is a predicted model, not a curated record.
GAGCGCAAAGUGACAAGACCUCUCCAUUCCGCGCUAUAACAUUCACAACAGAAGCCAAAACAAUAACGGAAAUAAGACGAGGGAAAGAAGACAAGUUCUGCUACCGUAAAACCAAGGAUUGCCACUGGAUCACUUUAUACCGGCACACGUUCUGCUUUGCUCUUGAUGAUAAUCAUAUGCGCAAAAGCCGUACAAAGUGCAGGUUGCGAUUGGAAGUCUACGAAACUUUUUUCGCUUUAUUAAACGUCUGGUCUCCGUUUUAUUGUGGAUUUUAAAUAACGAAAUACACGGUGGAUUUCCCCCCCAGUGUUUCUUGAUUCUUUUUUAUUUUAGAUUAUUACUAGCCUAUUUAUAUUCAUCUAUUUUCUGAGGGACAAGGGGACGUUCGAGAAGGCAGUUUUAGUGGAUUUUACGCAGGUGCUUCGGUACUGAAGGGCAGAAUGGAAUUGUUACUUUGACCCACGAUAUCACAAGGUUCAUUCAUAUUCAACAGCUUCGCUUCUCCGAUUGUUUUGAGAGCCAAAAAAGAAACCAGACUGUUCUGUAGCGCUCACUGGAAUUACAAUCAUGAACUUGGUUUUUUAUUCGGUACAAUUCUUUUUUGCAGUUCUCCAUCUGUCUUCUGUAGUACAGACUGCCCACAUACCCAAAGAAGGGGGGAAGAGCAAAAAUGACGUGAUUCCUUUCAUGGAUGUGUAUAAAAAGAGCGCAUGUAAGACACGGGAGAUGCUUAUAGACAUCAUCCAAGAGUAUCCAGAUGAGAUCGAGCACACGUACAUCCCAUCCUGUGUGGUUCUUAUGCGCUGUGCAGGCUGCUGCAAUGACGAAGCACUCGAGUGUGUCCCAACAGAGACUCGCAAUGUCACCAUGGAGGUAUUACGAGUUAAACAACGUGUAUCGCAGCACAAUUUUCAAAUGAGUUUCGCAGAACACACCAAGUGUGAAUGCAGACCAAAGGAAGAAGUCAAAGCAAAGAAAGAAAAGAAACCCAGAAUGAGGAUGGUUAAAAGCCGAAAGAGAGCGAGAGAGAGAGAUACAGGCAAUGCCAGCUCCUUGGCUCACCUGCACUCAAGCAGUAUUUUGCUGUUGCUUGCUGGCUGUAUUUCAAGGCAGCUUGUUUGUUCUUUGUAAUCUCACUUGUUCUGUCGGCUUAAAGCCUCAGUCUGCAUUUAUUUGUACUCAUAUUCAUAUUGUUGGCCCAAUGCCCACAAAGAGGAAAGAAAGCAAAGAUAAAUAAAAAGAGGUUCCAUGGCUGUCUCUGUCAUUAUUGUACUAAUAUCCUGUCACAGCUGGAAUGACAUCAUGCUCAUCUGAUUUCUCACCUGUAUUUUGGCUUCCAUUGACUUGUCUGUUGUUUCAAACAAUAGCAGCUUGUAGAUUGCCUCUCUCCUCUAGAUUGACACUUUAGAAAGUCUAUUUUUAGAAUAGAAAUUGUCUAUGAUUUUAGAAAUCAUUCAAAACAGUAACAUUGACACAAAAGAUACUGCAUCAUUCAGCUCCAGAAAGUUUAUUUUCAAUGUU